Molecule: messenger RNA, 1468 nt
Organism: Bufo bufo (common toad)
Lineage: Eukaryota; Metazoa; Chordata; Amphibia; Anura; Bufonidae
Gene: TMEM102
Product: transmembrane protein 102
Exons: 3
Coding region: 240-1406 (388 amino acids)
Source: RefSeq, a predicted model, not a curated record
CCCAGGAAGUGACUGCCCUGAUAUCAGGUAGGGGAGCGGGGGUGCAGUAGAGUGUAAGCUCUGCUGGUCGGUCUGUUUUCCUGCAAUCUGAAGAAGAGGAUGUGAAGCCUGGAGAAAGGGCAAAGGUGAGAAGGACACAUUGUAACGACAUCCAGCGGUGAUACCCUGCAGAUUAUUACACCUCUGACCCCUCCAGAGAUCUGCAGAACAUCGCUCCAUCCUCUCUACCUCCUGACAGGAUGGCGUCUCCUGCUCGGCCUCUGACUGACCUGGACUUCGGCUCCGGGUGCCGCAUUGAGGAGCUGAAUAAACUGCUGGAGGAGCUGGAGCGGCGGGGGAGCCUCGCUCUGCAGGGGAAGGAGGUCGUCCAGAGCUGUGUGCAGGCCAAGGACCUCGUCUUCUCCCUCAUAGCGGAGGUCCAUCCCCUGCCGUCCCCCAGCACGUUCCUCCUCCUGGCGGGCGGCCUGUGCUCCGGAUCCCUGGACGUCUCUCCCACAGAUUUGGGGUCCCCCUCGCCCUUUGUCUGCCCCUCCGUUUCUUACACCCUCCUGGUGCCCGUUAUCCGCCUCCCAUCCGCCAGCCUCCUUGAACAAUCCAGGCCAUGCUGCUGUCUCCUGCCCUCCUCCACCUGGGCGCUGGCCCCCUCCGCCUCACAUAUCUCCCCCCAUGAGGUGGCCCUGUGGUUCAGUGGGGCCCUCCUGUCGGUGGUGUCCAGCCUCUGGGAGUCUCCUCUGCCCCUGUCCUUGGAGCGGGCCGAGCCCUGGGGUAACGGCCUCUCCGUCCUCCUGUCCACCCCCACUCUGUUCAUUCGCUUUGACCUUGUCCCUGUGGUCGAGGUCCAGGGUUGGCCCCCAGGGGCCCAGUACCUGGAUGACUGGGGAGUGGAGGAUGGACUACCUAAGGUCUUCCACCUCUUCCCCUGGGGUCCUGGUGGGCAGUGGAGGGUGGGCUUCCCUGGUGUGGAGCUGAACAUGAGGAGGCUCCUGCACCCUGCCCUCUCCCGGACCCUCAGAGGCUGUAACGCUGUCCUGGAGGACAUCCUGCAGGAGGAUGGGGCCCCGGGGCCCUAUGUGGUGUGGGUGACCAUCCUGCAGGCCUGUCAGAGGCUGCCGCGGGGCUACUUGAGUCAGGGCCACAAUGCAGCCUUGUGCUUUCUGGGGCUCCUGGAGGAGCUGUCCCGCUUGUUCCUCAGGGGGUCCUGUCCUAACCCCUUCCUGCCUGGAUGUGACCUCCUGGGAGGCACCCAGGGGCCCCGCCUGGCACGACGCAUCUCCGAGGUCAGGGCCCACCCAGCCAGAUACCUGCGGGCAGCGAUCAGAGAGGCCAAGGAGGUGGUGAAAGGGGGCGACAAGGGGGAGAAGGAGGAGGCCGAGGAGGAGAGAGGAUCGGGGUGCUACCCCAGCUAGUGCAUCGUCCUGUGUAGCAGAGCCGAAGUCACCUGUUACAUGGGACUGCAGGUGACAUCAGC